This is a messenger RNA of Triticum aestivum (bread wheat), 1743 nucleotides long. Its product is annotated as 15-cis-zeta-carotene isomerase, chloroplastic. Gene Ontology annotation, molecular function: 9,15,9'-tri-cis-zeta-carotene isomerase activity. Lineage: Eukaryota; Viridiplantae; Streptophyta; Magnoliopsida; Poales; Poaceae. Gene Ontology annotation, cellular component: chloroplast. The transcript is spliced from 4 exons. Gene Ontology annotation, biological process: carotene biosynthetic process. The coding region runs from base 186 to 1310 and encodes 374 amino acids. The record is from RefSeq and is a predicted model, not a curated record.
CCGGACGCCGGCGCCACGCUCCAAUACCGCAUCCUCUGCUUCUCCUCCCACAGCCCUCCUCAAAGAUGCCGCCACCACUCUAACCCGCGCCCCACCGGCACCACCGCACCGCCCCAUUCCACUCUCCACCACCGCCCCAAUCCCCAAGCUCGGGCCUUUCCGCCGCCCCCACCGCCCCGCCGGCCAUGGCGUCCCACCUCCGCCUCCACCUCGCCGCGCCGCCGCCCCCUGCCCUCCUCCGCCACCAGCACCUCCCCCGCCUCCGCCUCCCGCGCCCGCCCAGACUGCCCCUCCUCGGCCUCCCGUCCCCGGCGGUGUCCUCCUCCCUGCGCCCCCGCCUCCUCUCCUCCGGCCCGGUCCGCGCGAGGGUCGGCGGAGCCGAGGCGGAGGCGGACUCGGACGGCGAGGGGGACGGCGACGCUGACGGAGCGGGAGGCCUCGUCGGGGAGGACUCGGCCGUGUUCCGGCUGGCCGACCAGCGGGUGGCGUCCUGGGCCUACUUCGCCGGGAUACUCUCCGUGGUGCUCUACGGUCUCAACGUGCUCUGGAUCGACCCGGCCACCGGGGUCGGGACCAGGUUCCUCGACGCCGUCGCCGCCGUCUCUGACAGCCCCGAGGUCGUUUUGUUGCUCCUUACCCUCAUCUUUGCUUUAGUCCAUAGUGGCAUGGCAAGCUUACGUGAAACUGGUGAGAAAAUAAUAGGCGAGCGAGCUUACCGCGUGCUGUUUGCUGGAAUAUCACUACCUCUGGCACUUAGCACUAUUGUCUACUUCAUAAAUCAUCGUUACGGUGGUAUUCAGCUGUGGGAUGUUAAAGGCGUUUCAGGCGUCCAUGAGCUUGUUUGGCUGUCGAAUUUCAUCUCAUUCUUGUUUCUGUAUCCAUCUACUUUCAAUCUUUUAGAAGUGGCAGCUGUGGACAAGCCAAAAUUACACAUGUGGGAAACUGGAAUAAUGCGCAUCACGAGACAUCCACAGUUUGUUGGGCAGGUGAUCUGGUGCUUAGCUCACACGCUAUGGAUCGGCAACUCGGUCGCCGUCGCGGCCUCCGUUGGAUUGAUCGGCCACCAUGCAUUUGGCGUUUGGAACGGCGACAGGAGGCUCGCGUCGCGCUAUGGCGAAGCCUUUGAUGUCCUGAAGAAGAGGACCAGCGUCGUGCCGUUCGCUGCGAUCGUUGAUGGGCGGCAGAAACUACCUGAUGAUUAUUACAAGGAGUUCAUCCGGUUACCGUACAUCACGAUCGUGGCUCUGACCCUGGGCGCGUACUUUGCGCAUCCGUUGAUGCAGGCGGCCAGCUACCGGCUUCCCUGGUAACUAACGGUGAAUGCAGGUUGAUGAUGUGUGUAUGUAUGUCAUUUUGUAGUACUCCCUCCGUCCCAAAAUUCUUGUCUUAGAUUUGUGUAGAUACGGAUGAAUCUAAUACUAAAACGUGACUUGAUACAUCUGUAUGUAGACAAAUCUAAGGCAAGAAUUUUGGGACGGAGGGAGUAUUAUGGGAACAUGCCAGCCAACAGAAACAAAAGAAAUAGCCAUGAGCAGAUGGAUGAGCUUGCUGCACUUAGGAUUGUAAUGCUACUACUGGCCUGUUUGUUCAGGCAUCCAUUUGUAAGUAAAAGAGGACUACUCACCAAAAGAAGAAACACCCAGCUGAUGCUGCAGAUGAAAGCUCAAGCCAUGCUGCAGCUUGGGAAACAUCCCAUAAAUUGUGCAUGUACUCACUAGUUACCAAAUCAACUGAAGUUCUAUC